Puma concolor (puma) is the source of this 948-nucleotide messenger RNA. Lineage: Eukaryota; Metazoa; Chordata; Mammalia; Carnivora; Felidae. The record is from RefSeq and is a predicted model, not a curated record.
AUGGCUAUGGAAUGUCUGGGGUCUGACUGCAAUGCGGUCAAGAAAGAGAUCGUGGUCAAUGGUGGUGAAUGUGAAAAAGAACAGCCCUGGCUCAGACCACCCCAGCGCCGCGGCCCCUUUAAGAGCGGGCGGGGCGCCCUCUGGCGGCUGAGCGGCGCGCCCGGCCGGAGCCAGAGCCGGAUCCCGGAGCUGGAGCGGGAGCGGAGUGAGCCGGGGAGGAGCGGGAAGGUAAAGGCGGGGGGCGGCGGGGGCGUGGGGGACGGGCCGCGGCCUGCCGGGAUCCACCGACCGACCAAAGGCCGCGCGCGGGCCGCCGAGCCGCGGAACCUGUUCCAGGGCCUGCAGCUGGAGCGCGAGGCAUGCCUGGCCUCCAACCACGCGCUAGCCAAGGAGAACCUGGCAUUGCGGCCCCGCCUGGAGAUGGGCCGGGCUGCCCUCGCCAUCAAGUACCAGGAGCUUCGAGAGGUGGCCGAGAGCUGUGCGGACAAGCUGCAGCGACUGGAGGAGAGCAUGCAUCGCUGGAGCCCCCACUGCGCACUGGGCUGGCUGCAGGCAGAGCUGGAAGAAGCUGAGCAGGAAGCUGAGGAGCAGAUGGAGCAGCUGCUGCUGGGGGAGCAGAGCCUGGAGGCCUUCCUGCCCGCCUUCCAGCGCGGCCGCGCCCUGGCCCACCUGCGGCGGACCCAGGCGGAGAAGCUGCAGGAGCUGCUGCGGCGCCGGGAGCGGUCUGCCCAGCCAGCCCCCACCGCUGCCGCGGACCCCCCCAGACCCUUCCCCUCCGCGGCCAUCCCGCCCACCGGGGCCGCCCGGGGGCCGCCGGCAGUGCCCCGGAGCCUGCCCCCCUUGGACUCCCGCCCCGUGCCCCCCCUGAAGGGCUCCCCCGGGUGCCCCCUGGGCCCGGCCCCUCUGCUGAGCCCUCGGCCCUCGCAGCCGGAGCCCCCCCACCGGUAG